Messenger RNA from Myodes glareolus (Bank vole), 1490 nucleotides. The record is from RefSeq and is a predicted model, not a curated record. NCBI's taxonomy places the organism in Eukaryota, Metazoa, Chordata, Mammalia, Rodentia, Cricetidae.
AUGGGGUCGGGGGGCAGCCUCCGAGGCCGGCCUCGCCCCUAUCCUUCGCCCCGAUCCCUCCCUGGGCGAAGCCUCGUGGCCACUUGGGUGAUGAAACACCCGGCAACCGGCAGCCACGCACUCGGGUUGUGGCCGCCACCUCUGGCCCCCAACCCCAAGCCCGGCCCGCCCGGCCACGCAGGGUCCCCGGCCCUCCGCCCCCAGCCUCCAGUCACCAUCACUCCGAUAGCUCUUCCUCGCCGGCACUCCCGAGGGCCGGCCAGCUGCAAGGAGCGGCGGCGCACGCAGGGAGGAGGGCGAGCGGGCCCUCGUCCUUGUCGCUGUAGUCCUCCGCUACGAGCCGCAGCGCUAGCGCCGGAGCUGGCCCGGGCCGCUCUCCUCUCGCUAAGGCAGGUGGAUCUCAAAUUCAAGGCCAGCCAGGACAAAAUAGCUAUACCCUAUCUUAAAAAGAAGGCCAAGAAUUCGGUAGGUGGAUGUCUCAGCAGUCCUGAUCUGGUGCUGAAAUCCCUGGGAAUUCCCAGAGAGCUGCUGGUUUUCCAUGCAUACAGGAAUCCCAAAGGGGGUCAAGAGGAAUUGGACCGCCAAUUCAGACGCCUAUUUGGACCGCUCAAAUUUGACUAUAGAGAUCCAGAUUUCAUAGAGAAAGUUGUGUCCUACCUCCCUACUGCUCUAAGGAAGAGGAAGGACGACUUUGUGGAUUCUUUCCUUGCUGUCUAUCCUGCUUUCGCCACCACCCGGAAGGUGCUGGCAUUAAUAACGGACAAGAUUAUGUGUGGAUCUCCCGAUGCUGACUUUCUAGAAGACUUCCUUAUAAAGAGAAACAUUCUAGACUUUCUGAUAGACUGGAUGCAAAAGGUACCGCAGGAUUUUAGGAUGGCUCCGGACCGGGCGAUCCUGAAGAGACUUCUGGACUACCUGUAUCAGGACUUUCCUCAAGUAUUCCCCCGACUGCGUGUCCAGAGGCUCCUGUCACAGCUGGAGGCGCAGAAGUCCACGGAAACGCCCGAGGAAGAUGAGGAGGCCACAGAUCGUGGGUUCCGCUGGACAACAACAUCAUUAGCCCUGAUACCGGAUGCCACAGAGAUGCAGGAGAAGCUGCAUCCUUCACCACCUUCUGUGGCAGGGCCACCGGGAGACCUGACACCCAAAGAGGACACUGAGAGCGCGGAUUCGGCAACAGGGGGACCAACUCUGCCCGAGGAUGGACCAGGGCAGCUUAAAGACACAUCAGUCGAUUCAGUGCACAUAAUCAUCCGUAUCCAAACUCAUGAGUACAUCCCUGCAGUUGUGCCUGUUUUCCCACUGCCUGAUGUUGAUGUGUAGUUAGAGAACCAAAUCACCUACGGAGUUCCACCUGCACGCAGAAGCUCUGCGGCCCUAUAUAGGGAAAACGUCCCUGUCCAUUUUGUUUAACUCUUUGUUGCUGUUGUUUCCAUUGUUAUAUUGUUGUUUAAUGUUGAUUAUCAAUAAAAUUUUCGUCCUCAUUUUAA